CAUAAUUCGUUUCCCGAAAACUCAUUGCAUGUGCCCCUUUACGGACCCAAAAUCCAUGAAAGGAUUGAAUAUUUAUAAAUCAAUAUAGAUAUUCCAUAAAGCAUCCAUGAUUCUAGAUCUUAAUCGACCUUCGUGUCCCCUUAAUUCGGUGCACCUAGCGUGUUGAUUCUACGUUGUCGGUCGUGAUGGCGUCUCAUUCCCCCUUUCUCCCGUUUACUCUCGCGAUUUGGGUUUUAGGCUCUCUUACGGACGUUGUUGCUCAGAGCUGUUGGAGAGACACGAAAUGCACGGGCCCGCAAACAGCCGCUUUCUCAGGUGAAUGGGAAUCGAAUCUUUUCUCUCCAUCGACACGAACUGUCACCCCCAAGGCCGUGUUCGAUCUAGACACUGGAGAAAACUCUAAUAUAAAGUCUGCCUCGUUCGCGAGCACGAAAUCCGGUGUUUAUUACGAUUUUGGCCUUGAAGUUGGAGGCGUUGCUACGAUUCAGUUCACUGUCUCAUCUACGGACGGCGAUGGCGCGCUCGGCAUAGCUUUUACAGAAGCUAAGGAUUGGAUUGGACCUGUCUCGGACUCAUCUAGUGGCGUAUUUUCGAGGAAAGAUGGCGCACUCUAUGCCAAUUUCUCCUCCACGGGAGACCAGACUUAUGUCAUGCCGGACGAGCAUAUUCGUGGAGGAUUUCGAUAUAUGACAAUUUUCCUUACCGGAGCAACCUCCUCUGUCACCAUUAACGAUGUUUCUCUAGAACUAUCUUUCCAACCAACUUGGUCAAAUCUCCGGGCCUACCAAGGAUAUUUCCAUAGUAACGACGAUGUGCUCAACAAGAUCUGGUAUAGUGGUGCUUAUACCAUACAGACGAAUGCGCUCCAUCCCUCAACCGGAAGAGCCUGGCCUGCACCGGCGAGCCAAUGGGCAAACAAUGGCAACAUUGGUAUAGGUGACACCAUCAACACUGACGGCGCAAAGCGUGACAGAACUGUCUGGCCCGGGGACAUGGGUGUUGCGGUGCCCUCAUCAUUCUACAGCACUGGCGAUCUUGAGAGUGUAAAAAAUGCAUUGGCAACCUUAUUUAACAUUCAGGCAGAGAGUGGUUUGCUCCCAUUUUCUGGCCCGCCGCUUCUGGCCAGAAAUAGUGAUACGUAUCACAUGUGGAUUAUGAUUGGGACGUACAAUUAUGUCUUAUAUUCCGGGGAUCUAGACUUUAUCGGAGGAAUUUGGGAUAAGUAUAUCGCAGCAAUGUCAUUCGUCUCGAGACAGCUUGAUUCGUCCUUAGGCCUUCUUAAUAUCACCGGCUACAUCGAUGACUGGGGCCGUUACAAUGUUGACGAUACCCAGGCCUCGGUGCAGAUGCUAUAUUAUCGAACGUUGAUCACAGGUUCUUCGUUAGCCACAUGGGUUGGUGACACAACUGGUGUCAAUUCGACGUGGCUCGAUACCGCUGCAAAACUCCGGAGCUCCAUAAACUCGCAGCUUUGGGAUGGAACUGCUGGUGCAUUUUACGAUAGUAUUAAGUCUCGUGAUACCAAGACCGGUUUAUACCCUCAAGAUGGGAAUUCCCUUGCCUUGCUCUUUGGAGUGGUGAACGCUACAGCGGACGAGGGGCAAACAAUCUCUUCGACUCUUACGAAGAAUUGGACCCCGAUCGGAGCUGAGAGUCCCGAAUUGAGUGGCGAGGUCUCUACGUUCAUCUCAUCCUUCGAAAUCCAGGGGCACCUGUUAGCAGGGCAGACACAACGGGCACUCGAUCUGAUCCGAACUAGCUGGGGUUGGUAUCUGAACAACGUAAAUGGCACACAGUCCACUAUGAUCGAGGGCUAUCUCACGGAUGGAACAUUCGGCUAUCGACAUGAUGCUGGAUACGGAGAGGAUUACUCAUACACAUCCCACUCGCAUGGAUGGGCUACUGGUCCCGUCUCGGCGUUGACGGAAUACAUCGUCGGUCUCAGUGUGACUAACCCAGCUGGAUCGAGCUGGCAAAUUGCGCCUCAAUUCGGAGAUCUCACACAUGCUGAAGGUGGUUUCACGACUAGCUUGGGAAAGUACUCAACAAGCUGGACGGUGGACGAUAACGGCUAUACGUUGAAUUAUACUGUGCCACAGGGUACCACAGGCGUAUUGCUUCUCCCAGUUUCCAAAAAUGGUGCGCAAUAUAAGUUGACAAUGGAUGGAGAAGUAAUAACGGCGGAUUCUGAGAAAAUUGUUAAUGCAGCAGGUAACAGGCAACUGUAUACCGUCGUAGGGACGAGUGGGCAGCAUCGUAUCGCGGCCAGCUAGGGAAGGUUUUAGAAAUGGUGGGAAAAAUCAACGUUCCUUUCGAACUGUGUCUUGGAUGUUACAGGCAGAAGCGUGUAUAUGAUCUUCUGCAGAACUCCUGGCAAACAAGACAUUCAUUGUAUAUAGAAUUAUGACGUUGAGUCAUGCUGAAUGUUACACGCCAUCGAAGUAAUAUAUUAUCCUGGUGAUGAGGAAUGACUCAUAAUCAACGCGAGGAAUUGAUAUGUUGGAAGAUAGAAGUGGUUUGUUUC
This is a messenger RNA of Annulohypoxylon maeteangense, 2524 nucleotides long. Its product is annotated as glycoside hydrolase family 78 protein. The record is from RefSeq and is a predicted model, not a curated record. The coding region runs from base 186 to 2273 and encodes 695 amino acids. The transcript is spliced from 6 exons. NCBI's taxonomy places the organism in Eukaryota, Fungi, Ascomycota, Sordariomycetes, Xylariales, Hypoxylaceae. Gene Ontology annotation, biological process: carbohydrate metabolic process.